Suricata suricatta (meerkat) is the source of this 2154-nucleotide messenger RNA. RefSeq names its product ADP ribosylation factor like GTPase 6 interacting protein 6 (gene ARL6IP6). The record is from RefSeq and is a predicted model, not a curated record. The transcript is spliced from 4 exons. The coding region runs from base 37 to 714 and encodes 225 amino acids. Lineage: Eukaryota; Metazoa; Chordata; Mammalia; Carnivora; Herpestidae.
CUCUCGACGUCCGCUGGCCUUCUCGUUUUUCCCGCCAUGUCGUUUGUAGAGAGCGGGCGGCGCUCGGCUCCUCUGCGGCGACGCUUCGGCACCCCUGUUCCGUUUGCCCGGCCGGCGUUUUCCGCCUUCUCUCAGGGGGACAGUUGGGGUGAAGGUGAAGGGGACGAGGAGGACGGAUGCAACCAAGUGGCCCGCGACCUGCGGGCGGAGUUUUCGGCCGGGGCGUUGUCGGAGCCUAGAAAGGGCUCGCUACUCCAGCGGGACCGGGACGGGUCGCCGGUUCUGCCCGAUAAGCGCAAUGGCAUUUUCUCAGCGGUUGCGGGCGGCCGAACCCAGGCUCGGCGGUGGCCUGUCCAGGUCCUCUCAAUUAUCUGUUCCCUGCUGUUCGCCAUCCUCCUCGCCUUCCUCCUCGCCAUCACCUACUUGAUCGUAAAAGAGUUACAUGCUGAGAAUUUGAAGACUGAAGACGUAGACACUGGGCUAUUAGGAUUCUGGACUCCACUUAUAAUAUCUCUAUCUGCCGGAUUUGCCUGUUGUAGCUUUUCUUGGACAGUCACUUAUUUUGACUCUUUCGAACCAGGAAUGUUUCCUCCCACUCCUCUUUCACCUGCCAGGUUCAAGAAACUGACUGGACAUUCUUUCCACAUGGGCUAUAGUAUGGCAAUUUUGAAUGGCAUUGUAGCUGCUCUUACUGUAGCGUGGUGCCUCAUGUAAACAUACACCGAAGCAAUAUUUUUGGCAAAACUUAGUCAUGAUUGCUUUGUAAUAACAGGGAAGAACAUCAUUUGCCUACUCAGAAGACCAAGAAACCUGCUGUUCAUUAUGGGGCUCAGAUAUGUGUCACAUCAUCGACAUUAUGGAGGACCAUCUUUUUUUUUCUUUUUUUCUUUUUAACAGAGGACCUUCAUAAACGUCAUUCUAGAGCUUAGGCAUUGAGAAUAUCUGAGUAUUAAGUUUCAAGUAAUUUCUUAAAAGUGUAAGAUGUUUACCUCAUCUUUUUACUUUUGUGUGUGUUGUCCUUAUAAAUUAUAGAUAACAUUUUAAUGGAGAUCAAACAUGAAAACUUGAAUACAGGGCAAUGCUUACCUUGCUAUCUAUAAUACUACAUUUUUGCUAAGAAAUACUAGUAGUACUGUUUAACUGAAAUAGAAAUACUUCUUAUUUAUUCAUUAUAUGAUGAAAGCAAACAAUGCCUACUACUUUACAUUUUAUAGAAGCUACUUUUAAAUCAGAAUAUUUAGUUUUCAGUAGUCAUAUAAUCAGUAGAAGGGUGCAUUUAUAUUUUUUAAUGGGGUAUAGUUCCUUAUGUGUUGGUUUUUUUUUUACAUAUUUUCCUACUACAUAUUGAAUUUGUAUGUUUUUAAAAUUGUUACAUCUAGACAAAUGUAAAUGUUAUUUUUUAGUUGAUGCAAACCUAAUACCUACCAUUUUAAAUAAAUAAUUUGUCUUUUAAAAAAGAAAAAAAUCCCCACCCAAAACUACACUGAUCUGAGUUUAAAAUUAAAUAAACCUAUUUUAGCAAAAAAACUACUAAAAAAAAGUAAGUUACUUAAGCCAUUAAAUAUUAAGAAAUUUGAAAUUGUUCACUACUUGUUUCCACAGUUGCAAUAUUUGUCUUGGUGUAUAUAUAGCUACUCCAACAGAACUGAUAUUAUUUUGUUUUUAAUAAAUAUAAAUCUGAAAUUUUUAUACUUAGAAAUGCUUGAACUACUUUGUUUUCAAUCUCAAAAUUUUUGUUACCAAAAUAGAAAAAAAGUAUUUUGAUAUAGUGUAUUUAUGUAUAAUUUUUAUAUAUAGUUUCAUAAUUUUUUUAUUUAAAUGUUCUAUAAUUGUGGUGUUUUUGUUUUCAUAACAAUUAAGCCUAAUUGUUUCCACUUCCUUUCUAAAUACCUGUUUAGAAGGUUGCUUCAGUUUUAGAAAGAUAGACUAUUUAAAAUGCUAUUUUCUCUAGCCAUAGAACAACUUAUCUUAGGAAAGCAUUGUGUAGCAAAACUACUUUAUUCAGGCUGAAUGGGAAAUGAAUAUGUGUGGUAUGUUUCUGUUAUCUGCUAAGUGUUGUUACUGAGUAAAUGAUUUGUAUUUCUAAAAGUCUUAACACUUCUUUUACUACUCAAAAACCUUUCUUUGGAAAUAACAAAUUGUGCUUCAAUUUAA